Messenger RNA from Notothenia coriiceps (black rockcod), 5267 nucleotides. RefSeq names its product rubicon autophagy regulator (gene rubcn). Gene Ontology annotation, molecular function: phosphatidylinositol phosphate binding. Bases 89 to 2809 code for a protein of 906 amino acids. NCBI's taxonomy places the organism in Eukaryota, Metazoa, Chordata, Actinopteri, Perciformes, Nototheniidae. Gene Ontology annotation, cellular component: early endosome; late endosome. Gene Ontology annotation, biological process: negative regulation of endocytosis; negative regulation of autophagosome maturation. The record is from RefSeq and is a predicted model, not a curated record. The transcript is spliced from 20 exons.
CCUGAAGACCACAGUGGAGGGUCUCGUGUCUACCAACAACCCCAACGUUUGGUCACGUUACGGCGGCCUACAACGACUCCACAAGGACAUGAACAACAUCCUGAGCCAUGGACUGAAGAAUGAGCAGGUGUACUACAAGCAGAGAGACUACUGGCCGUUUGUGUGGUGUGUUCGCUACAUCAGCCCCAACCUCGCCUCGCACGUUGAACAGUUCGGUCACCUGGAGCCGGUGCUGAGCAGCGGGAUGAGGAAUGCUGGGGAGAGCUACAAGGCCGAGCGCUGGCUCCUUCACAGCUUACAGGUUCACAUGCUGUCUGCUCAGCUCAGACCUCUGCUCCGCCAUAUGGGACAUACGAGUAAAUACUAUAAUGGUCAUGCCUUUCUGCUGAGUGAGCCUCAUGUGACCGCCAUGUUCCAGUGUCUGGAAGCCGUGGAGCAGAAUAACCCCAAACUGCUUGCCCAAGUAGACACCUUUGGGCUGUCCCCUCUGAAGGGCCCAACCUGUCUGGGCCUAUUGAAGAGCCAGAGCCUGUGUGUAUUGCCUGGAGCUGGUGCAGCUUGGAGAAGCGCAGACUCGGCUCCCAGAGGAGAAUCUCUAAAUCGCAGACUCACCACGUCCAACUGCUCGCUCCGAGAAGAAGUCGCUCCCAGCCACAACUCUGGGAGCACUACGGGAGUCGGACCCCAAAACAGCAAUAGCACAAACCCUACCUCCAGCAGCACGGGGGCUCCCUGGUUGUGUGUGUCCCGGACGGGGGAGAGCGAGCGAGGGGUGACGCCACCUCUUGGCCCCGGUUCGAUCCCUGGCACCUCCCUCUCAGAGUCCCUCUCGCCCGCCUCCUUUCAGCCCGAUGCCGGGGACUCCUGUGACUGUGACUAUGACGACGGUCCGGAGUAUCUGGCUAUCGGUAACCUGGGGCAACGCAGCCGCUGUGAAUCCCAAAGCUCCACCCACAACAGCCAGGUGGACUUUACCCCGGACCUGUCCAUGCAACGGGGUCCUCUAGCCCCGCCCCCACCGAGACGCUCCUCUUUCUCAGAGGGUCAGAGGGGGCCGGGCCGGGGGUCCCGAGGACACACCCGCUCCUUAUCUGACACGGGGAUCAAUCAGAAACUCAGGAAUGAAUCGGCAGGGCAGGACUGCUGUAUAAAGAACUACAGUCCUUUCUCACCUCAGCGCAAGGAUGUCAGCACUCCCAGUUCCCUCUACAUGGAGUCCCAUGGGUCCCAGUGCAGCAUUGUUUCUGAUGGGAUGUUCAGGAAGCCGUCGGAGGGUCAGAGCCUCAUCAGCUACCUGUCGGAGCAGGACUUUGGCAGCUGUGCUGACCUGGAGAAGGAGAACGCUCAUUUCAGCAUCUCAGAGUCGCUUAUUGCUGCCAUCGAGCUGAUGAAGUACAACCUGCGGCGUCAGCAGGAGGCGGGGGAGGAGGAGGGGGACAGCGACAAUGAGAUCCAGCAGCUCAAACAGAAGAUCCGCCUACGAAGGCAGCAGAUCAGACGCAGCCGCCUGCCGCCCUGCGCAAACUCCCAGCAGCUUUUCCACUCCACUGACAGCGGGGGCUCCAGGCGGAGCUCUCAGGACUCGUACCAGGGCCUCUCUGACUCCGGCUCAGCAGAGGAGGUGGAGGAGUGCGAACUGCAAGAUGGCUGUGAGGGUCAAUCCCUGCUGGCGGUGUCUCAGAACGGCCUCUCCCUGUCCCUCGCCUCACUCUUCACAGAUGCAGACAUUAAGCGCAGCAUGAGCUCCAGCAACAGGUCGUUUCUCAGCUCAGAGUCCAUCUCUCCCGCCUUCCUCCAGUCUAACUCAGCGGAGUCAGUAGCCAUGGGUUUACUCCGGCAGUUUGAGGGCAUGCAGCUCCCUGCGGCCUCCGAACUCGACUGGCUGGUCCCAGAACACGACGCUCCGCAGAAGCUGCUGCCCAUCCCCGACUCUCUGCCCAUCUCUCCUGAUGAUGGCGAACACGCAGACAUCUACAAGCUGAGGAUCAGGGUGAGGGGCAACCUGGAGUGGGCCCCUCCCCGACCACAGAUCAUAUUCAACAUUCAUCCCGCCCCCAAGAGGAAGAUAGUUGUGGCUAAACAGAACUACCGCUGCGCUGGCUGUGGCACUCGCAUCGACCCAGAUUAUAUCAAGCGCCUGCGUUACUGUGAAUACCUCGGCCGUUACUUCUGCCAGUGUUGCCAUGAGAACGCCCAGGCGGUUGUUCCCGGCCGAGUGUUGAGGAAGUGGGACUUCAGCAAGUACUAUGUCAGCAACUUCGCCCGGGACCUGCUGAGCAAGAUCGCAGGAGACCCUCUGUUCAACCCCAAUGACAUCAACAGUGGCCUGUACAAGAAGAACAAAGCUCUGGAGGUCGUCAGGGUUUUGAGGGUGCAGCUGUUUCACAUGAAAAAUCUCUUCAAGACCUGUCGCUUCGCUAAAGAGGUGCUGGACCAGUUCGACAGCCUGCCAGGUCACCUCACUGAAGACCUGCACCUCUUCUCCCUCAAUGACCUCUCUGCUGUACGCAACGGGGACCUGGCUCCACGAAUGAAAGAGCUGCUGAAACAUGGCACCUCGCACGCAGCUGGCUGUGUGCUGUGCCAGGCGAAGGGCUUCGUGUGCGAGUUCUGCGGUAACGAGAAAGACAUCAUCUUCCCCUUCCAGCUGAACAAGUGCCAGCGCUGUGAAGAGUGCCAUGCGUGCUAUCAUCGAAACUGCUUCCGGACAGGUAAAGACUGUCCUCGAUGUCAGCGGCUGGCAGAGCGGAGGGAGAGGAUGGCACGUAAAAACAUGGAGGAACAAGAAGAUGAGGGAGGUGGGCCUUAGUGCUGGUAACCGAAUAAACUCUAAGACGAGAGAGAAGCACAAUUCGACCAUGAUUGUAGUGACUGAACACCGCUCUUUGCGUUCUAAUCCUCUGCCUGCGAGACAAUACUGCAAACAAAUGUUUUGAUCUGAUAGACUUCCAGAUGGUUUAAACGCAUCAGCUGUGUUAGUAAUGCUACUGUGGAUUUUCAGAUGCUUUUUAGUGUAAGCUAAGCCCCUUUCACACUUGCACGUUACUCUGUGAAUAGAGGUAGUCAGCGUAACUUUGAAUAGAAGACAUAAGUCGAUUUUCCAUGAAAAUGAAGUGUCUUCUUUCAAAGAGAUCGCAAAAAGAAACUUGGCUUUAAAAACAACAAUCAUUGAAUUAAGUUCAGAUUGGUUUAUAACUAAUUCCUAAUGUAACUUUAUUUAGUUUGAUACUCUGGUGACCUCUACUGGCAGUAUCACCAAACACUUUGUGGCAGUUGUGACACAAAGUUGUGGGACAAAGAUAUACACUUAAUUGUUCUAAAGAAAAGUGUAAAUGAAAAGUCCCUCUGCCUUACAGGAAUAUUCCACACUGUCCAUGUUGCAGUAACAUGUGUGAAAAGGGCUUGAGAUGUACUAAACUUCUUGGCACUUUGUUCCUCUGUGGUAACACUAAUAUAUUUGAGGUCUAAGUAGAUCAGAAAACAAUUAUAACCAGUUAAGAUAUUGUUCCUUCCUACCAUUGCAGCUUCUGGCAACUGCUUUACCUCUGGUGAUAUUGUUGGCUACUGGCUUAGCUCAAGUUUGUAUUUCUGAACUAAGGAUCUAUUUUUAAGAAAUAUAUAAUGGCAAGUAAAAAAAGAUUAGAUCUAGUCUAUAUUUUUGACAGCUUUUUCAGUGCAGAUACUGUAUUUAAUCCUGCCCUUAACGUUAAUAUAUUGAAGAUAUUUAAUCAAUCCUAUUCUUUUCCUCGCUCCUUACUGUCCUGUUUUAUACUCUUUUAGCCAUGCUGAUGUGCCUCUGGGACCAAUUAACUUGUACUGGUAGAGCUAGCAGAGUUAUUUUGGAAAGAGGAGUUUAAAGAAGGACUUCACUUCUGAGUUUUAGAAUCAGUGUUGAAAAUAUUUUAAAUGAAACUGCAAAUGCUUCAUUUUUGUGCUGCUUUGUGUGAGUGUGAGGUGUGUGUGUGUGUGUGUUUACUAUGAAAAGCUUUGUGAAUAGGUGUGCUUGUGUGUGUAUGGGCACAUGUCUACAUGCUGUACAUGCAGCCAUGCAGAAAUGGUUUGAUCCAGCCUAAUCAGCACUUAUUUUCUAACACGUUUGUCUUUGGAGAGUCGAGUUAAUUGCACUGAUCCUGUCUGUUGGUGGGGGUGGGAGUUGGGACGUCACUAUGGGGAUUUUUCCUAAUGUUCGUUAUAAGAACAUGAACCUUCACCGUGAAAAAUGCACAUGUUAAGCGUUUCAGUCCAAAAUAAGAGAGCUACAAUUAAAUAAAGUAAUUAUAUUAACAUGCAGCAAAAUCAUUACGCAUUCAUCGCCUUUUCGACUGAACCUCAUCGCAUUUAAGUUUAAGGUUUUCACUUUCAAAUAAUUUUGGUCUAGUACAAUGGUUUCAAAACGUAUUGGCCCUACAUUUGUAGCAAGCAGCUGGAUAGUUUACCUUUGCAUUGCAUCGAGUCUUGUAAGAGAGCGAAGCUGAUGGCUAGGUAAAACAACCUGCAUGCUAGCACCAUUAAAGCUCAGUAUUUAACAAAGCAGUUUGACCAAAUGGUCAUUUUGAUUUCAUUAUAUCUUGUUUAUUCAAUCAUCUGGUGACCCCCUUAGUGUGGAACCACUGGUCUGAUAUUCAUUUGAGAUUGACUUAAAACAUCUUAUUUUACUUCUAUGACUCAAGUGACUACUAUUUGCUCAGUCGGUUAGAUUAAAACUCUAGAGUAUAUUUUUUAAUAAAUUAUAUAUAAAGUUCAAGCCAUAGUUAUUAAUGGAAGGAUAUUUUUGAGAUUGGCAACACACUGAUUAAAUCAAACCCUUUACACUGAACUCCAGUUCCAGGUGAAAUUGUUAAUGGAGAGUACAUACCAUCCUCAACAGGCUUUGCUUUAUGUGUACAAUCUUUCACGAGGUAAACAAACUCAUGAGAUCAAACGUAAAGCGGUACAUGUGACACGUCCCCAAGCCUCUAAAGACGAGUAUUAAAGAGAGAAACUGCACCCAUGUCUCAGUUUAAACCAGGCUGCUUUGAAAGGAAACACUGAACACUGAACUCUUCAGCUCGCGGCUCAUGAACAGCUCCACUGAGAAGCGUCGACUCAGCAGAUGGUUUUUACUCUUGGACCGCAUUUAAAUGGAGGUGUGGGGAGGUUUAAUGUGCACUACAGAUUAAAGUGUCCAUUAUUCAAAUUGUUAAUUAUUGUUAAUAUAAAUAUGAUUUGUGUUCAUUUGUCUUUUUGUUCUGUAAAUAUGUUCACAAUAAAAGAAUGGCCGGACUGUU